Molecule: messenger RNA, 1095 nt
Organism: Aethina tumida (small hive beetle)
Lineage: Eukaryota; Metazoa; Arthropoda; Insecta; Coleoptera; Nitidulidae
Product: probable Bax inhibitor 1
Exons: 3
Coding region: 304-1035 (243 amino acids)
Biological process (GO): negative regulation of endoribonuclease activity; negative regulation of apoptotic signaling pathway; negative regulation of RNA splicing
Cellular component (GO): mitochondrial membrane
Molecular function (GO): enzyme binding
Source: RefSeq, a predicted model, not a curated record
CGUCACAUCGGCCAAUUUACCAAACACAUUCGCUCUCAAAACUACAAUCAACCCCCAAUAUACCCCCUUUUACCGGGUAAGCUGACGUGUUCCAUACCGCCGUCGUUACAUACGCCACCAGGUCACGUGACCACCUCCAACCCAUCAAAACACAGCGAAUAAUCGAAUCAUCCAGAACAAACUGACGUGGUGAACUACGCAUAUUAAACUAACAUUUUGUAUUUUAUCUAGUAUUCGUGUUGUUUGAAGUGCGAUCGCUAGUGUUUUAUUUCGAUCGACUGUCCGUAGAAACCAAAAUCCAACAUGACGGUCUCAGUCCAGUCGUUUCUAAAUUCAUUCAGCAAUAAUCUUGAGGAACCAGUCCGCAAUCAUCUGAAAAAUGUGUACGCCUGUCUCGCGAUGUCAACAAUGGCGGCCGCCAUCGGAGCCUCAAUCCACCUAUUCACAGACAUCCUGCAGGCGGGAUUCCUUACGGGAAUUGGAUCGCUCGUGUUCUUCGUCCUAUUGAUGAUGACACCCGACGACAACGGAAAAAAUAUGACGCAACGCGUCGGCUACCUCCUUGGCUUCACCACCUUGAGCGGGGUCGGAAUGGGGCCCUUGCUGGAGCAUGUCAUACUAGUAGAUCCCAGUAUAAUCGUCACCGCAUUGAUCGGCACCUCCGUUGUAUUCGUGUCCUUUUCAAUCUGCUCCAUGCUGAGCCAGAGGGGCUCAUGGUUGUACCUGGGUGGCAGCCUGAUGAGCUUGUUGAUGAUGGUCAGCCUUUUCUCGCUUGCUAAUAUUUUCUUUGGAUCUACCAUGUUGUUCCAAGCGCAAAUCUACUUGGGAUUGUUGGCGAUGUGCGGAUUUGUUUUGUAUGACACCCAGAUGAUCAUCGAGAAACGUAGGAAUGGAAGCAAAGACUUUGUGUCACACUCAUUGGACCUGUUUAUCGACUUUAUUGGAAUCUUUAAGAGGUUGCUCAUUAUCCUCACACAGAAGGUAAUCGAAGAUAGGAACAGGAAUCGCAGAAGAAACGCAAAUAAUGAGGACUGAGAGUGAAUGUAAUGUUAUACUUUUAUAUACUUUGAAAUUUGAUUAAAUUCGUAAAAAGUG